Lonchura striata (white-rumped munia) is the source of this 749-nucleotide messenger RNA. The record is from RefSeq and is a predicted model, not a curated record. NCBI's taxonomy places the organism in Eukaryota, Metazoa, Chordata, Aves, Passeriformes, Estrildidae.
GCGGGGACUGACCCCCCCACACGGGCAGGGAUCGGCUCGGCUCGGCUCGAUCCAAGCUCCGUUAUGGAGGCACUGCGAGCGGCGGGGCGCGCCGUGCUGCGGAGCCCGCGCCUCGCCCGGCACGGUCUGGGUCUCCGCCGGCGGCGCAAGCUUCCUGAGAGCUGGGCCGAUAUGCAGGAGCCACUGCUUGAGGGAAUGUGCUUCACUCUCAAGUAUCUGGGCAUGACGCUGGUAGAAAAACCAAAAGGAGAAGACAUGGCUGCUGCUGCCAUCCGCAGGAUUGUGGCCACGGCACGAGUCGGAGCUCGCAAGUUUCAGAAGGUGAUUCUUACAGUGUCCCCAAGGGGCAUCUCACUGCAGGAUGCAGACACUAAGGAGAUGGUGGAGAACAUCUCUAUCUACAGGAUCUCCUACUGCACAACAGACAAGCUGCAGAACAAAGUCUUUGCUUAUGUUGCCCAGAGCCAGGAGAGCGGGGCACUGGAGUGCCAUGCCUUCCUCUCACCCAAGAAGAAGAUUGCCCAGGCUGUGACUCUGACUGUGGCCCAGGCCUUUCAGAUGGCACUGGAUCUCUGGGAAGCAACACAUGCAGGCUCUAGGCAGGAUCAGCCCCUUCACCCUUCAUGUGUCUUGGAGAGCAGUGAGGCCGGCAGAGCCCAUGAACCAGCCCCCCCAGGGAGUGCUGCCUUCACACACCAUGUUGGGAAUUAACACCUCUUGUGCCCCCAUCGAGCUCUCCUACAGCACAG